Molecule: messenger RNA, 1114 nt
Organism: Cercospora beticola
Lineage: Eukaryota; Fungi; Ascomycota; Dothideomycetes; Mycosphaerellales; Mycosphaerellaceae
Source: RefSeq, a predicted model, not a curated record
UUCACGGAACAGGUGUAUGGUUACACCCGCACGACCCAUCUCGAUGACCUCGAUACGAGCCGACACUCUCACCCGCUUCUAGCAUCCGGAUUCUAAUUGUCACACUCCACUCCAUCGGUGCGGUAUCAUGGGUGCCAGAUUCUCUCAGCCUCGUGGCCCAGACGGCACGACAGAGGCCUCUGUGCCAGCGAAACCUGGUGCGCCACCGACUCCGCGUAAUCCAUUUCCACGACGCAUCAACAGCAGGACCAUCGUAGCUCCAGCAGCAGCUUUCACAAUGGCAUGUCUACUCUUCGUGUACGCCAGGACGAGCAUCCGGGCAGCAAAAGCCAAUGCCCAGCGACACCGAGAUGCAGACACUGGAGGCGAAGGUUUGAGCUUAUUGGCUGAGCAUCGCCGACGACAUGGCAAAGCGGAGAGGGUAGAAGGUACUGGUGGAGGCGUCGUGGCUGAGCUGGGGCGAGAAGUACUGGGCGGGUCUCAGAAGAGCAAGCCAUCCACAGACAAGACGAGCGGCGACAACGCAACGAGUGAAGAGGAGGAGAAGCUGAAGGCGCUGAUGCGGAAAGGAAAGAAGGGCGAUAAUGGCUGAAAGACCGCCAGUACAGGACAUGAGUUUUGCGCUCAGAAUAUCUGGACGUCGCUCGGUACAAAAGUGAACAUACCACUCUCCGCGCUAUGAUGGGCAAAAUGUGUUUCGCGGUGGACGUGGACCUCGGAGCACAUGGCAAUUUGCAGACAGCGAUAUCACAAAACCCACCAUCUACGCUACGGAUUAGAGCUACGUCGGCCAAAAGCAAGGCUUGGGUCUCCUCCCAGGACACCUCUCGGCAUAUCGGCGAAGCAAGCGAGGGAGUGGAUGUCAACCAGGAAUACUCCAACUCAGGAUACGGAGACUGUGAGAUCGGAAAGUAAAGUGAUAAUUCAGCCUUCUAGAGCACGACGCUUCCCCAUCCAAUCCUCUACAACCCGAACAAUGCUAUACCGAAUGUUGGCGAUCUUGGUCUUGGCCAAACAUUCACAAGAUCUCAAAUUCCUCCACCGGGGUCAUCAUCCUCAAUCCGUGCCCCAAAACCCCACCUAUCCGACCCUGUACAAGACUGCGCCAAAUGCA